AGCGCUGUGGCUGAGGCGGCCGGCGCGCCGCGCUGCAGAGGAGUUAAUCCAGUCGGUGCUUCGACUCCCUCCCGUCAGCCACGUGCAGUGUCGCCCCGGCCGCCGCGUGUCGCGAACGUGCGCUGCUCCGCGCUCCCCGCCGCCUCUCCCAGCUCUGUGCGGCCCGGGUCGGAGCCGCCGCUGUCGCCGCUGCUGUUCUGUGUGGCCGGCGGGUUCGGCGGCCGAGCCGGGGCCAGCGGCCGCGCCGCCCCAGGUGCUGCCCUUGAGUGCGCGCGCGGGCUGCCGCGGAGGAUGUGAGCGCUGCCCUCACACGCUGUUCGAGCCUCGAGACGGCGAGUCCCCGGCCGCGGCGCGCGCGCCCCGACACCUUGUGACGCGCCGCCGCCGCUGCCGCGAGCAGGCGGUCCGUGACACUCUGUGCGACGUCUCCGUGACACCCGUGACGUUUCGUGAUGCGGCUGCUGGCCGUGCUGGCGGCCGUGACCGUGUCGUGGCUCUCCACGAACGGAUAUGUGGCCGGUGACCGCGCGGCGCACGGUGAUGGCGACGAUCGGACUAACAGGAGGCAUAAGCGACAGGCUGUGCUUGGCUCAGGUGGCGGCUGUGCCGACAUGUCUCUCUUCAACUACAUGCUCUACUACUACCUGAUCCAGGCGCAGAACAACCACGACAAGCACAGCCAGGCCGACCAGAUGGCGGCCGCGCUGCUCAAGCUGAAGCGGUCGCGGGGUACCGACCCGAUCCCCACGCUCAUCAGCACCACCGCCGGUCAGAACGCGCUGCUGGCCAUGCUGCAGAGCGUGGCGCAAAACAACCCGGCCCAGUUGCUGACGCUGCUCACGUCUAUACGUGGCGGCGGCGUGGCGCCGCAGCCGCAGCCCGCCGCCGGCUUCAGCCAGGGCUUCGGCCAGGGCUUCGCCGGCGGCGGCGGCGGCUUCGGCGGCGCCGGCGGCAAUGGCUUCGGCGGCUACCCCUCGCGGGACCAGCUCUACCAGCAGGGCUUCCCGCCGACCGGUGGCUCCGGCUUCGGCGGCCUCCAGGCCAGCAGGACGCUCUACAGCCCGCAGGUACAGGCGCAGGCGCUAUACCGGCCACAGCCGGCCGCCACCGCGCACCUUCCGUUUGCCAUCGGCGAUGAGAAGCUUGACAACUCGCUGCAGUUCUCACCAUCGCUUCGCCGGCAGGUGUACGCGCCACAGCCGGAGCUGGAGCCGACGCCGGCACCCGCGCGCACCAUCAUCCGCGAGCCGAGCACGCGCCUGCACGUCAGCACGGUGACACUAGUCACGACCGUCCUGAGCAGCCAGCGUUCGGCCGUGCCGCUCGUCUACAACGGCCAGUCGACCACCACGGAGAUCAUGGCGACCGCCACGCAUACGCUGACGGCCACACAGCUGCAGACGCUCGCCGUCGUCGUCACGCCCACUGUGGUCGAGGCGAACGGACAGACGACCACGCUGUACGGCGGUACCGGUGCGCCGGCUGCCGAGAUCGUCACAGACCUCAACUACCACGACGAGCCGACGCCCGUGACGGCGGCGGCCAUCACGCCGACCGCGCAGCCGCAGCCGGUGGUGGCGACGGCCGCACUGGAGGGUCUGCCGGCGCCGGCCGCCCAGCAGGCAGCCGCCGCGCUCGGUCAGCUGCUGCUCCAGCCGGGUCAGACGCCGCCGCUCGGACCUGUAGCCGCCCAGGAGACCACUACCACGACCACAACGACGACCACAACCACCAAGAAACCGGACCGGCUUCUGGCGCUGCUCAAAUCCCGCGCGCAGGCCCGGCGGAGAGGCACCCCGAGGCUCAGCGCUCCGCGACGCGGCGACCCGCGCAGGAGGAAAAAGAACGGCAGCUCAGAGGAGGAGGACGAUGAGGAUUACGAGCAGCAGCCGCACGUCAGCACCAGUGUGUCAGUGAGCGUCUCCGAGCCGGGCCAGCCGGCGUCGUCUCCGGUGCAGCUGGUGAACGGCGUACCGGUGGUGCAGGCGGUGCCGGUCAGCACCAGCACGCCGGCACCAGCGCCCGUGUUCCGGCCCGACCCGGUGCCGGUGUACGUGGAGAAGGACGGUGUACUGGUGAUCGCUGCUGCGCCGCUGCAGCCGGCAGCGCCCGCCGCCACGCCGGCCGCUCCCGUCUUCAAGCCGGAGCCGGAGACGCCGGCGCCGACCCCAGCUCCGACAGCGGCGCCGACAGCCGCGCCCGUGACGGAGCAGGUGGUCAUCGCCGCGGUGACGCCGUCACCAGCACCGUCACCGAGCCCGUCACCGUCCUCAACACCGGCGCCGACACCGGCACCGCCCGACGACUUCAGCUUCGACUUCGAGGAGACGGUGUACGCCAGUCCUUCGACGUCGACGGAGAAGGUGGUGACUGAGGAGGACUUCCAGAACCUGCUGGACGGCACGUUCGUCAUCCUCGCCCAGUCGCUGCCGGAGGCGACGUCGUCCGCGACGCCGGCCGCCGCGCAGGAGGAGGAGGGCAGUGGACAGUCAGACUCGGACGUCAAGGUGUCCGUGUCGUACGCGGUCUCGACCAGCGUGUCAGAAGGUCGGCGGAGAUAGUCACAUGGACGCCCGGCGGCCCCCGCAGCCGCCAGUCUUGUUACGGACCGCCGCGCGCGGUAUGUGCGUCUACUGAGCCAGUGAGCGCCGCGGCGCCCAGCGCGUGGCCGUGGGAGAGAGACACACGCUGACCGAGUGGAACCGAGGCGCCCGCGUGGCGUGCGCGCGCGCGUUGCUCAACCGAUUGCAGAGUGGCUGUUGCUCAAGCUGGGAGCGGGCGGAGCGGGGACGGCUCAAAGGCGACACUGACGCCCGAGUUCCCAGCCGGCGCUGUACGCUGGCCGGCGACCGUGCGGUCGUCCCACCCAGAAACCGAACCGUGUGGCCGUCCGGCGUGUCUCACGCCGCGUGGUUGGGAGAGACGGGGUGGCUAGUCCAUCCCUAUCGGCAGGAAGGGCUGGUCCCGAGGACGGAGGCUGAGGAGAGGAGCGAGCGAGCCGCACCCGACGCGUGACCGUCCCGCCAGCGUCCGAGCGCGAUAAUACUCCGGGGCUGCGAUAGUCGACACGCCAACCACUGCGAUACUGGGUCAGCCGCUCAGACGCCCCACAAAAAGACAUGACCGGCCACGCCGAGCCGUUAUGCAGACACGCGAACGACCGACUCGGCGAACCGACAUAGACUUGUCUGACUACGCCCGACUCGGCUCCGUGACUUGGCAUACGCCACGGCAAUCAACGGCUAACCAAAGGAUCAACGCUCAUCGUCCGCCGUCGCCGCUGCCGACUUCGCUAAACUAACAGACCGGCCACUAACUGGACUCCGAUUUGAGCUUCCGACCUCCGCACUAACUCGACCAGCGUCGAUACGCCUCGCUUUCAAAACUAACCCCUUCGUUUACAGGUCGAGCGACCCGGUCCGCGACCCCAGGCUUACAGGUGAUGACUCGGUGCCCCGGUGACUGACGACUGAACUGACUGACGACUGUCCCCGUCCACAGCUCCGACUGCCGCAGUCCCUCUGCGCCUCCCGGGGCCACCUUCCGAGCCACGUCCCAGCUACCGACACAGCGGAACGGCGGGAUAGACACCACGGGAUGGUCUCCAGUCGCGCCGGGCGGGUCCGGCAGUUUAUGUUCAUUCUCGGGAAUCAUGCGUCGGGUGAUGAAAGUGAAGCUCAGUUUUAGCCUAGGGCAGGGGGAGAGCGGGCCCAAGGAAUAAGGAUCCAGUAUGCCUUGUCCAGUCCCGCGUGUUGUCGGACAAAGCCUGAUGAGGGCACUCAUGUGCUCAGUGCGUGUUGUCUUUGUGUAUGUCUGUCUAUGUGUGUAUGUGCGUGAGAGACAGAUGGAUAUUGUGCUGUGCAUCAACUCUAUGUGCUCUCACGGGCGUGCUAUAUUUUUGACUCAAGCAAUGUGCGCUGCCUGUCGAAUGAAUUGUCUCACCUCAGCCGAUUCAUGCAUAAUAUAUUGUUAUUACUUGAA
Messenger RNA from Amphibalanus amphitrite, 3981 nucleotides. Its product is annotated as mucin-5AC-like. Lineage: Eukaryota; Metazoa; Arthropoda; Thecostraca; Balanomorpha; Balanidae. The transcript is spliced from 2 exons. The coding region runs from base 453 to 2561 and encodes 702 amino acids. The record is from RefSeq and is a predicted model, not a curated record.